UUCAUUUAAUAAAGAUCUUACAUUCUAUAUUGUUUUAAGAAAAAAUUAAAAAAAAAUAUUUAAAAAAAAAAAACGCGUUCGUAAUGGUGUUAUUAAUUAUAAUAAUUAAAUUACUAUUUUAUAUUGGAAUUACUGAAGUCAAAGCUAUAACUGAAUACAAUGUUACAAGUGAUUUUCGAGGGGUUUUUCCACAUGUUAUUGAUGAAAAAGGAAAUUAUUAUAAGAUUGAAAAGAAUUCAAAACAUUCAAUUGACAUAACACAUCAUUUUAAUCGUGGUGAAUUUCUUCAUUCAUUUGAAUGUACAUUCCGUUUGGAUCCAGCAUAUGUCAGUAGAGAUACAAAUUUCUUUUUAAUACAUUUAUAUAAUUCAAGAAAAACUCUUCAUUUAUCAAUAAAUUUGAAUCUUGAUGAGAAUUUAGUGAAACUUGCAUUUAAGAAGAAUGCUAUUAAAACAGUUUAUACUUUUCAUUUUAAUAAUACUGUUGACUUUUUAGAUGGGGAAUGGCAUAAUAUAAUGUAUGGUAUACAUAAUUUAAAACAUGAAGAUUCAAGUAUAGAUUGUUGGAUUGACUGUACAAAACAAAGUUAUAAUCAUUUAACUCGUGAAACAUUUACAGAAAAGGAUUUAUCAUAUUUUAUUAAAAAUGUUACAUUAUCUAUUGGAGAAUUACAUGGUUCACACAAAAAUGAAUCCGUUCCUAUUGAAAUAUCCAAAAUGAGGUUUCAUGGAUACCCAAGGAUGCCAAUAUUUGCACGCUGUGAAGAUAUCGGUAAAAAUGUAAUCCAGGAAGAAUCUAAAAUAAAAUUAACAAAAGUGCAUAUUUAUCAAACUAACAAUAAAACUGAAUUACAUUAUGAUUCGGAUGAGGAGCAAAGUUUAAGUGAAGAAAGUUUUGAAUCAUUAUCAGAUUCUAGUUCAUCAAUAGAAGAUUAUAGUAGGCAUAAGGAAGAAGUUAAUCCAGUUUCAUCAAUAUUUGGUUUUAUAUUAUUCGUUUGUUUUAUUAGUGUUACAGCAUUUUUAUUAAAAAAAUAUUAUUAGUUUCAUGUUUUUUUUUUCAAACUCACAAAAUUUAAAAUCUUAAAUUAAAUAAUCAUUCAUGUUUUAAAAAAAUUACCGUAAGAAAUAUGUGAUACAAUCAGUAAAAUUACAAUAAUAUUUAAAAAAAAAGUGAAAAAAUAAAAUUGUGACUCUUUUUUAACCAAGUAA
Molecule: messenger RNA, 1208 nt
Organism: Condylostylus longicornis
Lineage: Eukaryota; Metazoa; Arthropoda; Insecta; Diptera; Dolichopodidae
Exons: 4
Coding region: 84-1040 (318 amino acids)
Source: RefSeq, a predicted model, not a curated record